CAAUUAUUAGCACGGAUCAAACAUGUCUUUGUUUUUAUUUUUAUUUUUCCAUGUCUUUAUCUUCCUCGUUUUCCAAUUGGCUUAUUUGGUCGGAAACAUAGAUCUUAGGAAGGCAAAGUGUUAAUAAAUUGACUUUUGGUCUUCUUCUUCCCAACAACGUUGUUAGUUAUGCGUACUUGCUUCUUCAUGAAGCUUUGUGAUUGAAGAAAAAAAAGACUGAGAUUGAAGCAAUGUCUUGGGAAGAAGCUCUUUAUACUCUUUUAACCAAAACAUUCACAGUUCUUGCCUGGCCUCCGUUUAGUUUGCUUUGUCCAUUGUUCGUUUCCGUUCGGGCAAUGGAGAGUGAUUCCCAUUCCAGCAACCAGCGAUGCCUUGUUUUUUGGGUUCUGUUUUCCUUCUCAAUGAUCAUGGAAUGGGAACUUUCUGUGUUAUUCAACUGCCUCCCGUGGUGGCCCCAUGUGAAAUCCGUAGCAACUAUCUUGCUGUUGACACCUUAUGUUGGUGCAGCAUCAUAUGUCUACAAAUUCGUAAUUAGACACUACUUUACUUGGAACCUAUAUAAAAGGGCAUCAACCGAAUUCAGUCAGAAAAGCACGCAUUUUGAAUCAGAUGAGAUUAGUAAACCUGUUGAUGCCUCUGACCAGCCAAUUCCGACAAGACACAUACAAGAAAAGAAACUUGAAGCAUAUCAUCAGAUAGAUGAUCUUGCUGGCUGUGACAAGACAGAAAGCAGUUAUAGAAGGGUAACUGGUAUAAUGCUAAUCCAGAAGGAAUGGAGCUGUGCUUUAUGUCAGAUUAGUACCACCAGUGAAAAUUGCUUAAGGACACAUCUUAAUGGGAAGAAACACAAGGCUAAGGAAGAAGAGCAUAGAGUUGAGUUUCAUGUAACAAAUAGCGCAUACCUGUUAUCCUCUACUCAAAAAAGCAGCAAAGGGAUGGUUCUACUAAGGAAUCUCAACCAAAUUGCAAACAUUCUCAAUCCAGUUUCCAGAUCCAUGAGAUGGUGUGAAUGGACAAAGCCAGAGUUUGGAUGGACAAAAUUAAAUACUGAUGGUUCUUUACAUAGAGAAACUGCUAGUUUUGGGGGGCUGCUUCGUGAUUACCGUGGUGAACCAAUCUGUGCUUUUGUCUCCAAAGCUCCUCAAGGUGAUGUUUUUUUUGUUGAGCUGUGGGCCAUAUGGAGAGGCCUUGUUCUUUGCUUAGGUCUUGGGAUUAAAUCAAUAUGGGUGGAAUCAGACUCUAUGAGUGUUGUGAAGACAGUUAAUAGAAAACAACUUUGUCCAAAAGCUGAUAGCUAUUUGAAACAAAUCUGGAAGCUAUUAAAGAAGUUUGAUAAAUACAGAAUUUCUCACUCAUGGCGUGAAACUAAUAGAGCAGCUGAUCAUCUUGCUAAGAUGGCUCUUUGGGGAGACGACGUGGUUUUGUGGCCAGUUGAUUUUCCACCUAGCCUUUGCAGCAUCAUAAAAGAUGAUGCCGAAGGGAAGAAGUAUCUUAGACGAUGAUAUCUAACUCUCAAUGUUUGUUUCAGAUUGCCAUAUGAAUGGGAUGGUUAUGGAGGUAAGAAACUAAGAAAAGAUAACAAACAAAACUAGAAACUGUAAGUGGAAACUUAUGCUGAAGCUUCCAUUAGGAGGGUAUCAACAUGAUUGUUUUAGACUCCACAAAAUUAAAGAUGGAUGUAUAGAGUUGAUGCCACCGGUAAGUUAUAUUAGCAACGUUGUAGAUAACAAAUCUAAAUCCAGGCUUUAACUGCUUAA
Messenger RNA from Cajanus cajan (pigeon pea), 1757 nucleotides. RefSeq lists its product as uncharacterized. Gene Ontology annotation, molecular function: nucleic acid binding; RNA-DNA hybrid ribonuclease activity; zinc ion binding. The record is from RefSeq and is a predicted model, not a curated record. NCBI's taxonomy places the organism in Eukaryota, Viridiplantae, Streptophyta, Magnoliopsida, Fabales, Fabaceae.